UAACAUAGUCUCUGUCUCAUAAACAUCGCAAUCAUUUCUUACUCGCUAAGUAUCUUUUCUUUUUCUCACUCCUCGUUCAUCUGCUUAUUCUAUGCUUCCCUUCUCCCCCACCCCCAUCUUUCUUUUUUUUUCUUCUCUCUUUUCAUCGCUAACACACUUUGAUGCAAGGAAGUUCUAUGUAUGCAGAGAGACCGAGAAAGAGCAGCAGAGCCGACGGGAGAGACGCACUAUUUCUCUCGUGCACACUUCCUUCACCUUCAUUUCUCGUGCUGGUCUUCGGUCUCUCGUGCUUCUCUCCAUAUCUCUCGCUCUGCGAAAACUUCUAGGGUGACGAUGGUGAAGCUGACAAUUAUUGCCGUAUUACUGUUUGUUGUGUGCAAUGAAUCCCUGUCCACUCAUCCUGCCAAUCUAACGACACCCAGCUGGAACAAUUGUACGACUAACUGUGCGCCAUGUUCUACACCUGGGACGGCCUCAACACCAUCAUUUGCUACUCCUCCUCCACCGGUCCUGGCGUUCAUCAACGUGAAUGCCACGGUGAGCUCGUGCCAGGGGGCCCUCCACCUCCAGCACGUAUUUAAUCACUUCAACGCGCGCCCACUCUGUCACGACAGUUCUGAAAAGCUGGAAUCCUUCAAGAACAUGUUCUGUGCCCACCUGGGAUGUGACGGAUUCAAGAGAUGGAAACGGUCACAAAACCAUACGGGUUACAAGAUUGAGGUAAAUGGAUUUAUACCAAAGGACAACUGUAUAACGCUGGAGAUUAUGUGUAAAGCUCUCCCCAAGAGUAAAGAACUAGCAGGCUACAAGACUGUGACUGGUCUGCUCAUCACGGGGAUCCUAGUCCUGCUUCUUCUCAGGUUUGGACAUAAGAGGUGCACCACCCUUUACAACAAAUUGUUUAAGCGGCGGAAUCGGGAGUGGAUCGGACCCACGCAGAGUCAGAGUGUGUCGUUUUAUAGAGCACAGGCUGGAAUGCCUUCCAGCAACUCAGCAAGAUACUCGUACCCCGCACUGGAGAGACUGUCUGUACAGCCCGGCAGAGAGCCUUCCUCAAACCGAAACAGCGACUGUGAUUCAUAUAACUAAGUCAUCGACAUGACCUUUUAUAUCAACGGCGCCAUCAUGAAACACCAGUGUUUUCUUCCAAGUGCCUAGUAACAAGAACUUUUCAUCAAAAAACAAAGGUCCCGGAACCAAAACGAAUGCUUUCCAGAUAAAGGUCUGGUUUGCAUUCAGGUUGGCGAGCAUCCCGAAUGACCACCAACUGUGUUGACAUUAACGUGGCAUGGACUUGUCAGUCUGAGGUGAGAUGAUUCAUAUACUAUAUAUGUAAAUACAAAUUAGGUCUUGCUCUUUAUGUUAAUGGGACUGCACCUUAAUUUUUCACUUCUGGUAUAAUACCAGAAAUAGUUGGUACAUUCCCCAUCACAGUUUUUUUUUUAAAUCUGAGGUCUGAAUUUCAUUCUGAUAUUAAAAGAAUGUUUUAUUUGUUGUAGACAUUUAAUAAAAUUUCUCAUUUAAGCUUGUUUUAGUAAAUACUGUAAAAAGUAUACAUGCAUUUUUGUGUUUGUAAUGUUUUAUACAGCUUUUUCACUUGUGCAUUCUUUCAAAACCCGGCUUUCUUUACGCAUGACAUUAAUAUGUUUGUUAUUUUAUUGAUUGAUGUAGGUAAGCAUGGGUUUUAAAGUUUCCUUAUGUAUUUUUUUUUACCAAAACUACAAAACAUUGAGUGCAUUUUCAACAAAAUGCACGCAUGAGGAAAAGAAAAGAUUUGGGAAGGUAGAGGAAGCAGAGAAUAAGAACGUUGAUCUAUUUUUGAAACAGAAAUUGGGUUUCCUGUGUUGUUUUUAUUCAUUUCCUGUUUCUGUGUUAUUUUUGUCAUUUCAUGCAUGCCUGGAUCCCCUGUAUUCUUGCAGUUCAUUCAUGCAUCCCAGUGCCUCUCCUUUUCAUUCCCCCCUUUUCAUUUUAAAUUGACAUUUCUCUCCAGUCAUUUACUAUGCGUAAGAUUCUAGACGUAUCUAUUAAACUAAGUGGAAAACCAGACAGCCCCCAAUAAUGUUUUAAAUGAUAAAGCUGUGUAUAUUUUUUAACUGUGUAUAUUUUUUACACUAUAUUAAAGACUGUCCAUGCCGAUUUGCAUUAAA
Messenger RNA from Paramormyrops kingsleyae, 2147 nucleotides. RefSeq lists its product as uncharacterized. The record is from RefSeq and is a predicted model, not a curated record. Lineage: Eukaryota; Metazoa; Chordata; Actinopteri; Osteoglossiformes; Mormyridae.